AUGAGAAUCAAGAAGAAACCUCCGUUUCAGAGAGAGCUCUCCAUCCUAAAGGAAUUGAAGAACGCUAACGCCAUGCGCUGUCCCCGCCUUGUCGACAGCGGUAGAAUAUGUGAAAGAUCUUUCAUAGUGAUGACUUUACUGGACAGAAAUUUGGAAAAACUCAAGGAGAAUUUGAGGGGUUUCUUCCGGCCCACAUCUGUCUAUCACUUGGCUGCGGAGGCUCUUUCAGCAAUAGAGGACGUCCAUGUGCUCGGCUAUGUUCACCGAGAUAUAAAACCGACCAAUUUUUGCGUUGGUCUCCAGAUGGCUGCCGUUCGAGUGUUUCUAAUCGAUUUCGGAGAAGCUGUCAAAACCGGCAAAAAUAUAAAGUUUGCAACGCCAGACGCGUACACGCUUCCAUACAUGGCAAUUGACGCGCACAAGCGGGCACCAGCCAAACCAAAAAUGGAUUUGGAAGCGUGGUUUUACACAUUUUCAGAAAUGCUUUAUCCACAGCUCUUGACAUGGAAGCAGAGUUACAAUGAGGCAGAGAUUCUGGCGGCAAAGACGAAGUUUUGGAGCGACUUGUCCGUAUCUCUCACCGCCUGUGCUCCACAAAUUAUAGAAGCUGCGAAGAUCAUCAGCGCAAUAACUGAUAGGAUUGAUUACAAUGGAUUGAGAAAGCUCAUGGAUGACGCGAGGAAUUCUCUUCUGAAGGGAGCCCCACUCACUCUGGAAUGGGUGAAAGAGAUGCCCAAAGUGAUGCCAAAACGAGGAGAGCCUAUCGCGGUACAACAUGACCUGGCCGAUGACAUGAAGUCAGCCCGCGAGUUGAAGUCAACCCGCGAGUCAAGGUCAACACGCCAGUUGAAGUCAACCAGUGACACGAGGUCAACACGGGAGGCGAAGUCAACGCGCAGCGUGAGGCAAAAGAAGGGCACGGCGCAGCAGCAGCCGCAGCCUGGUCACGAAAAAGUGUCGUAUGUGGACGAACUGAGGAAAUCUCUGACCACAAGUCUCAUCCAGAGAUUUCGUUUUCGUCCAAAGAAGAAGAAAUUGGCUGCGAUGAUAGCCAGCUCUGACACCGGUAGCGCCGAGAGCGGAAGCACUGAACCAGUUGCUAGUGACACUGUUUCUGUUGAGCCUGACAUGAAAAUGGGUGACAAGGCACAGCCCACUCCAGAGAAAAAAGGCAAGGAUGAAGCUAAGGAGUCACUUUUCCGGAAAAGGAUAAUAAGAAUUGGGUUGUCCAAAAAGCCACCUCCCAUUGCUUCUACGGAAUCGGCAACGACGGACAAAUCUCCAGAACCAUCUAAGGCUACCGAGCAAGCAGCUGCUCAACCGGCAGCACCUUCGGCAAACGGUGCAUCAAGUGCUGCUACGACCUCUGCAGGCUCCGCUGAGCAAUCUCAAGCACAGACCGAAGGCAGUACUGGAUCGACUCAACCGAGUCCUAGUAAAGAUCAGGAAGGAACUCUGUUUCAACGACUCAGCAUGCGUGUAUUGAAAAAGAAGAAAGGUGCCAGUAAACCAGCCGAGGAGAAAACCAUCCAAACUGUUGAGGAAAAAGGUCCACCAUCUGCAGAAACCAUACCAUCAAAACCUUCGGAACCAUCAACAGUGCCACAGGUUGAACAGAAAGCGGAAGAAAAGAAAGCAGACACAACACCGCAAACAGGUGAAGAGGCUAAAGCCGACAAACGAUUACAGCUCCUCGGAAAACUCAAACGUUAUAAGAAGAAGGCGACCACCGGCGCAGAGGCCUCGCCGUCGGCGCCGACAUGCGAAGCACCAGCACCGCCGCAACCACAAACUGACAGCACUCCCGCUACUUCAACCACGGCACCUUCAGACGUGGAAGAAAGAUCUAUAAGGAAGCUGCUCCGACGUUUCCUUCCGAAAAAGAAGAAGGAUACUGCAGGGACGGAGCAGAAAGCAGCUGAACAGGGAGCUUCUGCAGGAGAACAAGGCGCGAAAAAGGUUGAAGGGCAAAAUGAGCCGGCACCCGAUCAAAAAGAGACUGGCAAAGCAAAGGAGGGAACCGCGGCUGAACCUAGCGAGGCGAAAACGAAAGAAGUGGAUGCGAAAACUGUCGAAAGCGCUGACAAAAAGGGUCCGUCAGACGUAGAAGAAAAAUCUGUAAGGAAACUGCUCAGACGUAUGCUUUCAAGAAAGAAAACGGUGACUGUAGGAUCGGAGCAGAAGGGAUCUGACCGUGGAACUUCUGCGGGAGAGCAAAAGGAUUCAACCGCUCCAGCUGGUGAUCAAAAGGAAACUGUCAAAGCGAAGGAAAAAACUGUGGCUGACUCUAGCGAAGCGAAGACGAAAGAAAUUGAUGCAAAAGCUACUGAGGGUGAUGAGAAGAAGGGCACGAGUACCAGCGAGAAAGGCGCAAGUGCAGACAAAAAGGGUAAGGAUGGUUCACUCCCGAAAACCACCGAGGCCAAGGAAUCUUCUUCAACUGAACCGAAGACCGAAGAAGCCGCCUCAACUGAGAAAAAGAAUAAAGAAGAAGCUGCCGUUUCAACUCCUCCCCCGGAGAAAAAGAGUGGAGAAACUGCUGCGAAAAAGGAAGAGCCAAAACCUCCAGAGCAACCUGUCAUUCCAAUGAAGUCCAAGAUUAGGGCGUUGUGGAUGAGGUUCAGAGGGAAAGAAUGA
Ostertagia ostertagi is the source of this 2637-nucleotide messenger RNA. The record is from the annotation of a GenBank genome assembly. Lineage: Eukaryota; Metazoa; Nematoda; Chromadorea; Rhabditida; Trichostrongylidae.